Messenger RNA from Sebastes umbrosus (honeycomb rockfish), 5255 nucleotides. RefSeq lists its product as uncharacterized. The coding region runs from base 443 to 3079 and encodes 878 amino acids. Gene Ontology annotation, biological process: protein dephosphorylation; negative regulation of JUN kinase activity. The transcript is spliced from 4 exons. Lineage: Eukaryota; Metazoa; Chordata; Actinopteri; Perciformes; Sebastidae. The record is from RefSeq and is a predicted model, not a curated record. Gene Ontology annotation, molecular function: protein tyrosine/threonine phosphatase activity; MAP kinase tyrosine/serine/threonine phosphatase activity. Gene Ontology annotation, cellular component: cytoplasm; cytosol.
GCCCUCCAUCUCGUGUGUUUCGCCAUUGGUCUGGGAUGAUGUCAUCCACAGUGGAGACAAUAGAGCCCACCUCCCCCGUCACAGUGUCUCCUCACACACACACGCACAGCGGCUCAGAGUGACACACGCUCAGACGUGACGCUCAGCUGAGUUAGCCAAAGCACUGACAUGUAUUUAUUCAUCUGCUUCUCUUAAAAACCCGGAGCUGUGCAUCUUCUAUUCAAGCCAGCUUUUUUUUUUUAUUAUCUUUUUUUAUUUAUUUAUUUUUUUAAAAUACAUGAACAAAACGAGUCAGGCAGGGUAAGGAAGGUGUUACACAUCUGGAUCAUACCAACGCAGCGGGUCGUGCUACUACAGACAUGAGGAUCUCUCAUUCCGCUGCGCACAAAUGAUGGAAACACUACGGGAAGGACUGCCACGCUUGAUCUUUGCAUAAACCCAGAUGCCUCCCCUCCCUCUUGAUGAGCGCAUAGUGGUCAUUCAGCGCCCUAAACACAUAGCCCUGUGUGAGGCUUCCCCGCAAACCAUCCCGCAACACUCCUCUCAAAUAUCAGCCACUUCCAAUGGACACCCUCCUCAUCUCCAUCCUUCGCAGUGCCAUUUCUAUCCACCCGUCUGUAAAUCUCUGACUCUGGAAUGCAAGCGCAGACCCUCUCGUGUGCAGAAAUUCAAGAGCGACCAACCUGUCAUCCCAGCAGCAGGUGUCCGACACAUCCCUAGCCACUGCCACAGCAAUGGCACAGUAACCCUCGGCCCACGGCUGCCCUCCCACACACAUACUAUCGAUAUCCGGGUGACGGUGGACAAAGGAGGUCGGGGAGGAGGAAUCAGCAACUCGUUGGGGCGCAGCGGAACUUUAAAAGGUGGCAGAGGGAAAUGUGUGGCUUCACAGUUGGAUCAAGGACAAUGUGAGAAGAGAACUGGAACUGCAGGGAGGCCAGGUGGUGCCGAACACAAGUCACAGCGAAGUCGCCAUAGUCAGCUGUCAUCUUCCCCCGGAGGCAUCCUACAAUUCGUCCCAGCUCAGGCGCAACAGCAGAGGUUCAGGAGUGAAAAGGAAAACACUAGUAUUCUUAACAGAAGCAACCAGGAAUUUCCCUCUCUAGGUCCCAAGAAGAAUUCCAAACUGGGAACUGUCCAUCAAAGCCAUAACAGUCACAGUCUGCCCUACCACCAAAACUCCGUCCCUGUACCCCAUGCCGCCAUCCUAAACUCCAACUAUCCGUCACCCCCUCCCUCCCAACCCACCCAUGUCCCAGUCCCAUUUCAGCAACUCAGCCAGCCUCACCCGUCCCGCACCAGGGAUCUCCGCCCUCACAUCCUUCAUGGUCUUUCCCUCUCCCCCUGCUCCUCCCACGCCGGAGCGUUCCCCAGCCCUGACCAUACCUGCACCAUUGACUGCACCCACCCGUUCAGUUGUGGCUGCUGGAGGUUGGUAAGAUGCAGAGGGUGUAAGGGGCACACUGCCAGCUGCCAAAGAGGUGGAGGAAGCUCUUCUACCUCGUUCUCCUGUGUUCAUAAUGUCGGAACAGUGAAGAGAGGAGGCAAAGAAAUGGGCCUGAGAAAUCUGGGUGGGUGUCUCUCCACCGCCUCCACCUCCAACACCUCCUCUUCUAACAGCACUGUGUCUGACUGCCGAGCAAGCUUGUUCAAACCUCUCCGCUGUGCCUCCUGCUCCGGCGAGGCCGGAAACUUCGAGAGUCCUGCUAUCCUUCGUAAAAGACUGGUAGGGGGAUGCCUGCCCUGUACCCCGCUGUCCUCCUCGGCCCCUCUCCGGGCGAUACAGAGCUGCGUCACAGGCUGCAACCCAAAAGCCUCUCAGACGGGCAGCUCCACCUGCAGUUACUGCAGCAGCGACCCCAUAGUGGUGACAUUUAACCCCCGCAGAGGCAAACCGCCAGGAAGAGGCGUUGGAGGAGCUCAUCCGAUGGGUAUGUUCCAAGCUGAUGAUGAUGACUACAGUGUGCGUACUAUCUGGCCUGAAGAACUAGCCAAGAAGAUGACCCACUCUAAAGCCCAAAAGAAUCACUGUGCUGGGAUGGGAGUAGGAGUCGGGAAGACCUGUGCAACCCAGGCCCAAAAUGGCAGUAAUGGAACAGGCCUUCUCCUGGACUGUCAAAACCUCCAGGAGUACGCACAGUCUCAGCAUACAGACCGUGCUGGCCGACGGCGGCUUCAGCAGGGGAAAAUGGCUGCCCUUGAUUUUAUGGGUCGUAGGUCAGGAUCUGGGUACGACGAAGGCCGGAACUCGCUGAAGAGGCUCUUGAAUAAAGGCGAAGACGGUACUGAGCAAGACGGAGAUGCACCAUAUCCACGUUCCCCUUCUCCCCGCUCUGCCUCUCCACCGUCACCUGUGUCCUUCUCGCCUCCACCGUCCGCCCCUACCACACUCAUCAAACCCAAACCCUGGCAGAGAGAACGGGAGGGAGGACAUUCCCUGCCAACGGCUCAGUCACUUCACCUGGCCCUCAACUCCCUGAACAGAGAGCAAGACGAGGAGAACAACAGAAUGCACCUUUCUCUGCCGCUCUCGUCUUCUUUGCCGGCUUCUCUGUCCGAUGAGACCGCGAUGACUCCCGAUGCGGAGAACGCCGUGGUCAGUCCCAUCCUGCCCUUCCUGUUUCUGGGGAACGAGAGAGACGCCCAGGACCUGGACCUGCUGCUGCGCCUCAACAUCGGCUACGUGGUCAACGUGACCACACACCUGCCCCUCUACCACGUCAACUCUGGACUGCGCUACAAAAGGCUGCCAGCCACCGAUAACAGCAAGCAAAACCUUCGACAAUACUUUGAGGAGGUUUUUGAGUUCAUUGAGGAGGCAUAUCAGAGUGGACAGGGAGUGUUGGUACACUGCCAGGCAGGCGUGUCCCGUUCUGCGACCAUCGUCAUCGCCUACCUUAUGAAGCACACCCUCAUGACAAUGACAGACGCCUACAAAUACGUGCGGAGCCGUCGUCCAGUGGUGUCCCCGAAUCUAAACUUCAUGGGCCAGCUUUUGGAGUUCGAGAGGGACCUCAACUCCGGGGUGACUCCUCGUAUCCUGAUGCCUAAACUUAACGGCGUGGAGACGCAGGUGUGAGGAAGGUCAGGAGCGUGUAGAGGUUACUGCAGGUAACGAAGAGAUUAAAGCGGCACUGAUACGCGUCAAAGAAAGAGUGCAGCACAUUUUGGAACAGAGACACGAUGAGAAAUAUUACAAUUGGAAAACGGUGGUGUGUUUGGCAGUUAGUGCACUUUUAAUACUGUGAAACAUGAGACAAAAGACUGGAUGCUUCAUUUGUUUAAGUAGUAACUCUUAGACAACAUGAUCAUCGUCCAGUAUACUGUUUAUAAGAUAAUGUGCCAAUAUUUUGUAUAGACCUAACAUCGCUCUCAGAUAUCCCAUUUCUUUUUUUUCUGAUGCCUCUUCCUUUUUGUUCCCUUCGUUUACAAUCACAACCACACACGGAAAUACAAUGACUUUGUGGCCAUUAAUCAUAAAUGCAUGCAGAACGGGUACGCAAACAUGGAAAAAGGUUCACUGAUGAUGUCCUACUUCAUCUACAAAACCCCUCUGAUGUUUCCACCACAUGUAGCAACACACAGGUUAUUACAAACGCACUUUACUUCCCAUGCAUUUGCUUCAUUAUCAUCAACUGAAUUGUCACAAAGACGAGAAGAAUUCAUCACACAGACCUCAGUCACUGUAUUUGGUUAAUAUUAUCAUGUAUAUGGGUUUUUGUUCCUAUUUGGAAACUGUGCAAUAGAGCGGCACGGGCCGAGUAGGGACGUGAGUAGCAUUAACCUGGGAAACUUUUCGCAAAAGGGACAAACAGCUCAUGGAAAUGUGUAAGAAUGGUUUUAUUUCAGUGAAGCGGCCUGUAUAUUAGCAAAGAAAAAGCAUUGCAAGACGGACAUAAUGCUGUGCACUCACAGGGCUGGAGUGACAAUACAGCACUGUGUUAAUGUGUGGGAAUAAAAACUACAUUUUAAUAUGCAGGUUAUUCCACUGAAAUAAGCUCAUUAUACACACAUUUACUGCCGAGCUGAAACCACAACUCGGAGAUAUCUUUAUGCACAUUAUGAUUUACAGUAAAUCCGACCGGAUGUGUGGGUUGGCGGUUUUUGUCUUGCGGUAAUAAUGUGCUUUAAAACAACAGACCUUCUCCAACUGUGCAGUAUUUCAUUCGUAGUUAAUUCAUAAAAGAGAUGCAUUAUUUUAAUUAAUUUCUUAUGACGUAAAAAACGUUCUUGUUUGGUGUUUAGCAUGAAACAGCUCUGUCAUGGUGCACGGACAGAUACCUCUAUAAAUAUAAAAAGCACAUGGUAGUUUGAUUUAAAGGAGACAGUAACAGUAAAGACGCAACAUUUAACAUCCUGCUUAACCUGUCUAUUCGGGAACAUGGAGCCAAACUACUUAUUAUGUGUUAUGGUGAAAAAAAACUUUUAUUUUGUAACUCUUGAUUUCAGAUUUUUGAUUUGUUUUAACAUCCUGCGGCAGAUUAUAAGCAUUAUUUCCCACAGUAGCAGAAAGGGACUGACAACCAAGAACCACUUUGAAAUAUGUAUAGUUUCAUGGCGUACACUACCUUACCUAAGUCAUGAAAACUCUUAAAGCCAAACCUACUUUACAUUUAGUUAUUUUAAUACUUUUGUGAAAGAGUAAAAAAAGAAAAACAUCACUGUUUUUUUAGAUAUGUGAAGUCUGAUAGCUGAUUAGUUGAUGUCUGAUACUCCCUAAUUGUUCUUUUGCCUUAUUGUCCCUACUGAACUUCUUAACUGUGUCCCUCGUGACUAUGCAUUGCUUUUAUUAUGAAGGCUUUGGUUACUCUUCCGCAGUAUUGUUAAGGUCGAGGCCUGAGUCCUAUUCAAUACACGCACAGCCAAUCUGCACAGUCAAUCUUCUGGUUUAAGGUUAAAGCAAAACAUUACUAGCCAUAGGAGGAUAUGAAAAAAGAGAUUUUUUAAAGAGGACCUAUUAUGCUUUUGGACAUUUUUUCCUUUCCUUUAGUGUGUUAUAUAGUUUUUUGUGCAUGCAAAAGGUCUGCCAAGUUACAAAGGGAGUUACCGCCUUCUCUUCCGUAACGUGGUGAUGUCACCAAGUAACACAUUUGCAAAAUACCUGCUUAGUGGCAAGUUUGGCACGCCCUCAACAAACAAAGCUAAUAAGAGCGGAGCUUGAGCGGAGUCCGAAGAGUUGGGUUCGGUUGACCAAUCACUACCGAGUGGGCCAGCUGACCAAUCAGAGCAGACUGGGCUUUUUUGGGGGGGGGCGG